Molecule: messenger RNA, 1742 nt
Organism: Esox lucius (northern pike)
Lineage: Eukaryota; Metazoa; Chordata; Actinopteri; Esociformes; Esocidae
Gene: tm4sf4
Product: transmembrane 4 L six family member 4
Exons: 5
Coding region: 117-722 (201 amino acids)
Cellular component (GO): membrane
Source: RefSeq, a predicted model, not a curated record
UGGAAACAGUCCUAGAUAGGAACCUAUAAGAGGGACUCACAGUUUAGUCUGGGACCAGUUUGUGGGGGAGGCAUUUUGGACUUUGGAGAAUCCCUGUGUGAGUGUUUUGUGUAACCAUGUGUUCGGGUGGCUUCGCAAAGUGUCUGGGCAUCAGCCUGAUCCCCCUGGCCAUCCUCUGCGUGUUCUGUAACAUCCUACUCUUCUUCCCUGGGGGGAUGAUCGUCAGUGACAACGCCCACAUUACUCCCGAGGUGUGGUACUUUGGGGGCAUCUUGGGAUCUGGUGUUCUGAUGAUCUUCCCAGCACUGGUCUUCCUGGGACUGAAAAACAAUGACUGCUGUGGUUGCUGUGGAAAUGAGAGUUGUGGAAAGAGAUUUGCUAUGUUCACCUCUAUCAUCUUCGCUGCAUUGGGGGUGUUGGGGGCUGGCUACUCCUUCAUCGUGUCUGCUGUUGCCGUUCAUAACGGACCGACUUGUCUCUUUUAUAAUGAAACAUGGACCAACCCCUUCAAUGAUGGUGACUACUUGUAUAACCACACUCUGUGGGACUCCUGUAAGGAGCCUGUGGGCAUUGUGACCUGGCAUCUGACCCUGUUCUCCAUGCUGCUGGUCAUGAGCCUGAUUCAGGCUGUACUCUGUGCCAUCCAGGUUAUUAAUGGACUCAUCGGGGCCAUCUGUGGUGACUGCUGUGGCUGCUGCGGGAGUACUGACGGCGCAGUCUGAUGAACUUUGGGCGUUUCAGAAAAAGAUUUCUUAUAUUACCAGCAACAUCAACCGGCUUUUAUUUACAUGUAUAUUUUUACUUUUUUUCCCUUCUUACAAUUUCCUAUGUUGAGUAUUUAUUUAACAAAUAUGUAGUUCCUUAAGAGAACAAGUAUAAUACAUUUAAUGUAAUCACUGUAAAGUUUUAAUGGAAUUACUUUGUAUUGGAAUUAAUUAGUUAAUUAUGAUAUACCACAUGUAAUAUCACCCUGGGAACCUAAAGUACUCCUGACAUUCGAUUCUAGAAAAACACACACACAAAAAUAUAGGUUUUUGACAAGUGUUUACACAGAUGACCACACCUGCGUCAGCCUUAUUGAUCAGGCAUUUGGGUUAGGUCAGAAUGUUAUCCCGGGUAGUUCCUGUUAAUGGAGAGCCAUGGUUAGUCUUCCUCCUCUGUGUCAAUAUUUACUGGACAGUCAUGGACUGAUGAGGAGUCUGUCACUUUCGGUUAUCAGUGACUUUGUCGGGACACCCAUUCUUGUUAUAAAAUUUCGCAUUAACAUUCAAAUUAUUCGUUGUGUACAGUAUUCAAAUAUUAAUACUUUUUAUAUAUCUGGUUCAGGGUUGACCUAGUUGGCUGCUGUGUUACCAGCCUGGUCCACGAGGUACGGCAUGAUAUUACGAUGGUGGUGGAUGUUCUGUUCUGUGUAGAAGACACCAUCUUAUGUUGACUAGAUGUUGUGACAUUGUGAGUCAUUGUUGGUUUUGUGUGAACCUGAACCAGGAUGUGAGCAUAGAGGUAAUAAACGGUAUAUCUUCUCAUAUUCGUUCAACUGAAAUUCCCAUUAGUCAGCCCUGAAAAGGUAUCCAAAUGGUUGUUUCGACAUGUUUGCACAGUUGGUUAAUAGGAAUUUCAGUUGAAGAGAUACUGGGCUCAGAGAACCUCCUCUUUCCCCAGAUCCUGUGUCAGUGUAAUCCAUGGGUGGUGAUAUCAAGAUUGACAGAAACUGCAUCAAUAAAAACAACAGACGAACCACA